AUGUCGGCCUCCAUAGACAGCAACGUGCUCCUGGCAGCGUACAUCCUCACCUUUAUCAUCGGCCUUCCCGCCAACAUCCUGGCCUGCUACGCCUUCAGCCGCAAGGUGCACGACAGCCCCACGCCCACCGACAUCCUCCUCCUCAACCUGACCUUGUCCGACCUGCUCUUCCUCCUCUUCCUGCCCCUGAAGAUGUACGAGGCCAUCCAGGACCUGCACUGGUACCUGCCGCACGUCCUCUGCUCGCUCACCUCCUUCGUCUUCUACACCACCAUCUACACCAGUGCCCUGCUGCUGACGGCGGUGAGCGUGGACCGCUACCUGGGCGUCGCCUUCCCCAUCCACUACCGACAGCUCCGCAAGCCGGUCUACGCGGUGGCUGGCGGAGCGUUUGCCUGGCUCUUUAGCGGCGCCCACUGCAGCAUUGUCUUCGUGGCAGAGCACAUCCUGAUCGGAAAUUACACGGCGGCCAACGUCACCACCUGCUACAAGGAAUUCAACGAGGCGCAGCGGGCGGUGCUGGUGCCGGCGCGGCUGGAGUUCUUCGUGGUGCUGUGCGUGGUGCCGCUGGUGAUCUGCGUGUUCUGCUACGUCAACUGCAUCCGCAUCCUGUACAGUCAGCCGCGCAUCGCACCUCAGCGCAAGCGCAAGGCCAUCGGUAUGGCGUUCGGAACACUGCUGGUGUUCCUGGUCUGCUUCCUGCCAUACAACUCCGCCCACCUGGUGGGUUUCCUCAGCGACAGCAGUCCACACUGGCGCUACUACACGCUACUGCUGAGCACCUUCAACACCUGCCUGGACCCCAUCAUCUUCUACUUCUCCUCUCCCAUAUACCGCAACACCACCAAGGCGCUGCCCAUCGUCAAGAUGUUCACCAUGCUUCGACGCAGGGAGAAAGCGCUGAGUGGCGACAAGGGGACUAAGACUUUGUCAGUGAUACCUUCGCUAGUACCACACCCAGGUGGUCCUCCACCAUCGUCGGAUGACCCUGGGGGAGUCAACAGUGCCUGA
Molecule: messenger RNA, 1011 nt
Organism: Engraulis encrasicolus (European anchovy)
Lineage: Eukaryota; Metazoa; Chordata; Actinopteri; Clupeiformes; Engraulidae
Product: free fatty acid receptor 2-like
Exons: 1
Coding region: 1-1011 (336 amino acids)
Biological process (GO): cellular response to fatty acid; G protein-coupled receptor signaling pathway
Cellular component (GO): plasma membrane
Molecular function (GO): G protein-coupled receptor activity
Source: RefSeq, a predicted model, not a curated record